UAUCAAACUACAUACAUAAACGCUAAUUUACAGAUUGAAGGUGCCCGCUCUCGUGACGACGCUGUGUUCUACGCCGGCAAGAAAUGCGUGUACGUGUACAAGGCCAAGAAAAGGACCCCCAUCCCCGGCGGACCUCGCGGCAUCAAGACCAAGCUGCGUGCGAUCUGGGGCAAGGUGACGCGCCCGCACGGUAACUCUGGCAGUGUGCGAGCUCGCUUCAAGUCCAACCUCCCCGCUCAAGCUAUGGGACAUAGGAUACGUGUGAUGUUGUAUCCAUCAAGGAUUUAAACACCCUAAUGUAAGAAUAAAAUAUAAAAUCCAUAA
Molecule: messenger RNA, 324 nt
Organism: Zerene cesonia (dogface butterfly)
Lineage: Eukaryota; Metazoa; Arthropoda; Insecta; Lepidoptera; Pieridae
Product: 60S ribosomal protein L35a-like
Exons: 2
Biological process (GO): ribosomal large subunit biogenesis; cytoplasmic translation
Cellular component (GO): cytosolic large ribosomal subunit; ribosome
Molecular function (GO): structural constituent of ribosome
Source: RefSeq, a predicted model, not a curated record